This is a messenger RNA of Carassius auratus (goldfish), 14654 nucleotides long. RefSeq names its product mucin-2. Gene Ontology annotation, cellular component: extracellular matrix. The transcript is spliced from 57 exons. The record is from RefSeq and is a predicted model, not a curated record. The coding region runs from base 1 to 14262 and encodes 4753 amino acids. Gene Ontology annotation, molecular function: protein binding. NCBI's taxonomy places the organism in Eukaryota, Metazoa, Chordata, Actinopteri, Cypriniformes, Cyprinidae.
AUGGCCAUUCUCUCCAUGGGGGCUGUGAUGAAGUCCCAGAUGUGGAUGCUGAGAUGGGUCGUCCUACUGAUGGGGCUCCAGCAGACACAAGCAGGUGCACAGUACGGCACAGUGACAGUUGAACCGAAUCCUGAAGAUUGGUUUGCAACCUGCAGCACAUGGGGAAAUUCCCACCUCAAGACCUUUGAUGGUCAUUUCUUUCAAGUGCCAGACACGUGCAACUACAUUUUGGCCAGUUUGUGCAAUGGAGAGAAACAUUCUGAUUUUAACAUUAAAAUGCAAAGAGAGAUUGUAAAUAACUCAGUCACUUUCAGCAAAAUCACAGUAGAUCUUCAGGGGACAGUCGUUGAACUCAAAUCCAACAAGAUCUUCAUGGACCAAAAAGAGUUGUUUAAUUCAACACUUAAUAAUGGAAUUACAGUCAAAAUGAGUACAUCAGGUGUUAAGAUCACUAACAAUCAUGGGGUGAAUGUCUUUUGGGAGAAGGACCAAUCUUUAUUGAUUGAACUUCCUAAAAAGUACCAAGGCCAGACCUGUGGACUUUGUGGAGACUUCGAUGGCAACAAGACUGACGAUUCAUUUAACAACGAUUUGGCCGAAUGGAAAGUGCCUCUGUCCAAAUCAUGUAAGGACGUCAAAAUUCAACCAAAUGAUCAGUGCAAAAACCAGUCCCUGACAGAUACCUGCCAGUAUUAUCUCAGCAGUCCGGGGUUUAGUGAUUGUUACAGGGUGCUGGACAUGAGUUCAUUUCAAAAAGCCUGUGAAGACGACAUGUGUCAGUGUUAUGGUAAUCGUGACUGCAUCUGCAACACGCUCACAGAGGUUUCACGACAAUGCACUCAUGCUGGAGGAAUACCAGCAACAUGGAGGACAGAACAGCUCUGUCCAAAGACGUGUCCUCUGAACCUGCAAUACAUGGAGUGUGGGAGUCCAUGCAAGAGCACCUGCUUAGGUCAAGAUGCAAAUUCACAGUGUAAAGAACACUGUGUGGAUGGCUGUUUCUGCCCUAAUGGUACGGUUGAGGAUGACGUUGGUAAGAGUGGCUGUAUUCCUGUGAACGAGUGCCCUUGUGAGCAUGAUAACAAAGUAUAUCGACCAGGAGAGUCUUACAAAAAUGCUUGCAAAAAAUGUAACUGCACUGCUGGACGCUGGACUUGUACAUACCUGAAAUGUCCCGGAAUCUGCUCUGUCGUUGGAGGGUCUCACGUCACCACUUAUGAUGGAAAGACCUUCACCUUCAGUGGCAACUGUGACUACAUCCUCACUAAGCACUCUAAUAACAGUGGCAUUGCAGUUGUGGGAAAUUUGGCCAAGUGUGAUUGGGGCCGAUCAGACACAUGUUUAAAUUCAGUUACCCUUAUCAUUUCAGGGACCACUAUUCAUUUUUCCUACACUGGUUUUGUGACACUGAAUGGAAACAGACUAUAUCGGCUUUCUGACACCACAGGUCCCGUGAGCAUCUUCCAGCCCUCGUCCUCUUUCAUCAUUGCUGAUAUGAAGAGUCUUCGUCUGGAGAUCCAGUUGGCUCCAGUCAUGCAGUUGUAUAUUGUUGCCAGACCUGAAGAGAAAGGAAAGAUGAGCGGUCUAUGUGGAAACUAUAAUGAUGUCCAAUUAGAUGACUUCAAAAUAGAGUCGGGCAUCACAGAGGGCACACAAAUACCCUUUGUCAACUUUUGGAAAAACCAAAACAUUUGUCCAAAUCUUGAAAACACAUUUGACAACCCUUGCAGUCUGCAAUUAGAGAUAGAGAAAAUGGCUCAAAACUGGUGUUCCCGUCUUACGAACCAAACUGGAAUAUUUUCUGCAUGUCAUUCAGAAAUAUCUCCUGACAUUUACUACCAAUGGUGUGUCUAUGACACCUGCAAAUGUGCAGAUAUUAAGAGAUGUAUGUGUGCGGCCGUGUCCAACUAUGCCCACGCCUGUGCUGCCAGAGGAAUCAUUCUCCAGGGCUGGAUAGAAUUAUCCCCCUGUGAUGAGAACUCCAUAAUGACUAAGUGUGAAGGCAAUAUGAAGUAUUCCUACAACGUGACCAGCUGUGGCAGCACAUGCCGCUCUCUUAGUGGACAAGAUAGCGCCUGCCAAAGGUCCUUCACACCUGUAUUUGGGUGUGUCUGUCCUGAAGACACCUACCUCAAUGAUGAAAGGAACUGUGUGCCUGCUGAACAGUGUCCUUGUUACAGUGACAACCAGUUCAUAGAGCCGUCAGGAAAAAUCUACAAAAAUGGUGUUGAAUGCACCUGUAACCUUGGCAAAUUACACUGCUCCAGCCAAGUAGAUUGUAAGGCUCCAAAGGUCUUCUUCAACUGCUCAAAUUAUGAACAAGGUCGCAAAGGGACAGAGUGUCAGAGGACAUGCGAGAAACAAGACCCCAACAAUUGUGUGAGUACUGGGUGUGUAUCAGGGUGUGUGUGUCCAGAUCACCUUCUGGUUAAUGGGGCAGGUCAAUGUGUGGAGAGGGCAAACUGCACCUGUGUCCACAACGGAAUCUACUAUUUACCUGGAAAGCAAGUUCAAGAGGACUGUAACAUCUGCAUAUGCAAAAAUGGGAUAUGGAAAUGUACUGAAAAUGCGUGCUACGGCACCUGUACCAUCUACGGUGAAGGUCAUUUCAGGACUUUUGAUGGCAAGAGAUACUCCCUUUACAGAGAAUGCGAACACACCAUAGCCCGUGAUAACUGCAAUAUGAACCAGACUCUCUCCUUCAGCCUUGUCACACAGAACAAACUAUGUGAGACCACCAACACCAUCUGCAAGUCUAUCAGUCUCAAAUUUGGGAGAUCUGAGAUACUUUUAUCAGAGGAUGGAGUCAAAGUUGUUGAGAGCAAUAGCACUGAUCACCGAUAUAAGAUCCAUUCUGCUGGGAUAUAUAUUGUCACAGAGAUCGAAGAUCUUUUGAACUUAAUCUGGGACAAUAAAACAAGUUUGACACUCCAACUCAAUCCGAAAUUUAAGGGCAAGGUGUGUGGACUGUGUGGAAACUUUGAUGGUAAUGCAAACAAUGAAUUUAUGAAGCAUAAUGGCGAAGUGGUGACGGAUCCAAAAGAUUUUGGAAAUAGCUGGAAAGCGAAUCCCGACUGCCCAGAUUUGACAAACAUGAUAGACUUUUGUAAAGAAAAUUUACAUCGGAAUGUCUGGGCUGAAAAACGAUGCAACAUCAUAAGAAGUGAUGUCUUUAAAAAUUGCCAUGCACUUGUGGAUUCUGUUCCAUACUAUGAAGACUGUGUAAGUGACACCUGUACAUGUGACACUGGGGGUGACUGUGAUUGUUUCUGUACUGCAGUAGCAGCUUACGCUGCUGAAUGUCGUAAAAUGGGGGUUUGCGUGAAAUGGCGGAGCCCAAGCAUUUGCCCUUUAUUCUGUGACUUCUACAACCCUGAUGAAACAACAUGUGAGUGGCAUUAUAAAGCCUGUGAAUCUGCCUGCCUGAUAACCUGCGAAAACCCCUCAGGAAAUUGCUCUGAUCAAAUUCCUUUGCUUGAAGGAUGUUUUCCUAAGUGCCCUCCAGAAACUCCAUAUUUUUCGUAUGAAACCAUGAAAUGUGUUAAAAUUUGUAACUGUACCCAUAACAAUAUUCAAAUCCCUGGAUUAACUGUGGACCACUCAUAUGAGGAAGGAAAAUGCAUUGAAUGUAAAGAAAAUGGGAAAAUAAGAAUAUAUAAUUGUACUACGGUGACAACUACGACUCCUAAAUCGCCUACCACCACUACCACUGUGACACCGCCAUCUACAACUACAGAGACUUCCACUGCCAGCUCCACGACUCCUACAGUGCCUACCACCACUACCACUGUGAGACCGCCAUCUACGACAACAGAGACUUCCACUGCCAGCUCUACAACUACUACGGUGACGCCUACGACUCCUACAGUGCCUACCACCACUACCACUGUGACACCGCCAUCUACGACAACAGAGACUUCCACUGCCAGCUCUACGACUACGAUUCCUACAGUGCCUACCUCCACUACCAAUGUGACACCGCCAUCUACGACAACAGAGACUUCCACUGUCAGCUCUACAACUACGACUCCUACAGUGCCUACCACCACUACCACUGUGACACCGCCAUCUACGACAACGGAGACUUCCACUGCCAGCUCUACGACUACGACUCCUACAGUGCCUACCACCACUACCACUGUGACACCGCCAUCUACGACAACAGAGACUUCCACUGCCAGCUCUACAACUACUAAGGUGACGCCUACGACUAUUACAGUGCCUACAACUUCUACCACUGUGACACCGCCAUCUACUACAACAGAGACUUCAACUGUCAGCUCUACGAUUAGGACUCCUACACUACCUAGCACCACUACCACUGUGACACCACCAUCUACUACAACAGAGACUUCCACUGCCAGCUCUACGAUUAGGACUCCUACAGUGCCUACCAGCACUACCACUGUGACACCGCCAUCUACAACUACAGAGAAUUCCACUGCCAGCUCUACCACUACGACUCCUACAGUGCCUACCACCACUACCACUGUGACACCGCCAACUACAACUACAGAGACUUCCACUGCCAGCUCUACAACUACUACAGUGACACCUAGAACUCCUACAGUGCCUACCUCCACUUCCAUUGUGACACCGCCAUCUACGACAACAGGGACUUCCACUGCCAGCUCUACGACAAUGACUCCUACACUGCCUACCACCACUACCACUGUGAUACCGCCAUCUUCGACAACAGAGACUUCCACUGCCAGCUCUACGACUACGACUCCUACAGUGCCUACCACCACUACCACUGUGACACCGCCAUCUACAACUACAGAGACUUCCACUGCCAGCUCCACGACUCCUAUAGUGCAUACAUCCACUACCACUGUGACACCACCAUCUACGACAACAGGAACUCCUAUAGUGCCUAGCACCACUACCACUGUGACACCACCAUCUACGACAACAGAGACUUCCACUGCCAGCUCUACGACUACUACAGUGACGACCACGACUCCUACAGAGCCUAGCACCAUUACCACUGUGACACCGCCAUCUACAACAACAGAGACUUCCACUGCCAGCUCUACGACAAUGACUCCUACAGGGCCUACCACCACUACCACUGUGGCACCGCCAUCUACGACAACAGAGACUUCCACUGCCAGCUCUACAACUACUACUCCUACAGUGCCUACCACCACUACCACUGUGGCACCGCCAACUACAACUACAGAGACUUCGACUGCCAGCUCUACAACUACUACAGUGACACCUACAACUCCUACAGUGCCUACCACCAUUUCCACUGUGACACCGCCAUCUACAACAACAGAGACUUCUACAGUGCCUAGCACCACAACCACUGUGACACCACCAUCUACGACAACAGAGACUUCCACUGCCAGCUCUACGACUACUACAGUGACGACCACGACUCCUACAGAGCCUACCACCACUACCACUGUGGCACCGCCAUCUACAACAACAGAGACUUCCACUGCCAGCUCUACGACUACGACUCCUACAGUGCCUACCACCACUACCACUGUGACAACGCCAUCUACAACUACAGAGACUUCCACUGCCAGCUCCACGACUCCUAUAGUGCAUACAUCCACUACCACUGUGACACCACCAUCUACGACAACAGGAACUCCUAUAGUGCCUAGCACCACUACCACUGUGACACCACCAUCUACGACAACAGAGACUUCCACUGCCAGCUCUGCGACUACUACAGUGACGACCACGACUCCUACAGAGCCUAGCACCAUUAUCACUGUGACACCGCCAUCUACAACAACAGAGAUUUCCACUGCCAGCUCUACGACAAUGACUCCUACAGGGCCUACCACCACUACCACUGUGGCACCGCCAUCUACGACAACAGAGACUUCCACUGCCAGCUCUACGACUACUACUCCUACAGUGCCUACCACCACUACCAAUGUGACACCGCCAACUACAACUAAAGAGACUUCGACUGCCAGCUCUACAACUACUACAGUGACACCUACGACUCCUACAGUGCCUACCACCACUACCACUGUGACACCACCAUCUACGACAACAGGAACUCCUAUAGUGCCUAGCACCACUACCACUGUGACACCGCCAUCUACGACAACAGAGACUUCCACUUCCAGCUCUACGACUACUACAGUGACGACCACAACUCCUACAGUGCCUAGCACCAUUACCACUGUGACACCGCCAUCUACAACAACAGAGACUUCCACUGCCAGCUCUACGACAAUGACUCCUACAGUGCCUACCACCACUACCACUGUGACACCACCAUCUACGACAACAGAGACUUCCCCUGCCAGCUCUACGACUAUGACUCCUACAGUGCCUACCACCACUACCACUGUGACACCGCCAACUACAACUACAGAGACUUCCACUGCCAGCUCUACAACUACUACAGUGACACCUAGAACUCCUACAGUGCCUACCUCCACUUCCACUGUGACACCGCCAUCUACGACAACAGGGACUUCCACUGCCAGCUCUACGACAAUGACUCCUACACUGCCUACCACCACUACCACUGUGAUACCGCCAUCUUCGACAACAGAGACUUCCACUGCCAGCUCUACGACUGCGACUCCUAUAGUGCCUACCACCAAAACCACUGUGACACCGCCAUCUACAACUACAGAGACUUCUACUGCCAGCUCCACGACUCCUAUAGUGCAUACAUCCACUACCACUGUGACACCACCAUCUACGACAACAGGAACUCCUAUAGUGCCUAGCACCACUACCACUGUGACACCACCAUCUACGACAACAGAGACUUCCACUGCCAGCUCUACGACUACUACAGUGACGACCACGACUCCUACAGAGCCUAGCACCAUUACCACUGUGACACCGCCAUCUACAACAACAGAGACUUCCACUGCCAGCUCUACGACAAUGACUCCUACAGGGCCUACCACCACUACCACUGUGGCACCGCCAUCUACGACAACAGAGACUUCCACUGCCAGCUCUACGACUACUACUCCUACAGUGCCUACCACCACUACCACUGUGACACCGCCAACUACAACUACAGAGACUUCGACUGCCAGCUCUACAACUACUACAGUGACACCUACAACUCCUACAGUGCCUACCACCAUUUCCACUGUGACACCGCCAUCUACGACAACAGAGACUUCUACAGUGCCUAGCACCACAACCACUGUGACACCACCAUCUACGACAACAGAGACUUCCACUGCCAGCUCUACGACUACUACAGUGACGACCACGACUCCUACAGAGCCUAGCACCAUUACCACUGUGACACCGCCAUCUACAACAAUAGAGACUUCCACUGCCAGCUCUACGACAAUGACUCCUACAGGGCCUACCACCACUACCACUGUGGCACCGCCAUCUACAACAACAGAGACUUCCACUGCCAGCACUACGACUACGACUCCUACAGUGCCUACCACCACUACCACUGUGACACCGCCAUCUACAACUACAGAGACUUCCACUGCCAGCUCCACGACUCCUAUAGUGCAUACAUCCACUACCACUGUGACACCACCAUCUACGACAACAGGAACUCCUAUAGUGCCUAGCACCACUACCACUGUGACUCCACCAUCUACGACAACAGAGACUUCCACUGCCAGCUCUGCGACUACUACAGUGACGACCACGACUCCUACAGAGCCUAGCACCAUUACCACUGUGACACCGCCAUCUACAACAACAGAGACUUCCACUGCCAGCUCUACGACAAUGACUCCUACAGGGCCUACCACCACUACCACUGUGGCACCGCCAUCUACAACAACAGAGACUUCCACUGCCAGCUCUACGACUACUACUCCUACAGUGCCUACCACCACUACCACUGUGACACCGCCAACUACAACUACAGAGACUUCGACUGCCAGCUCUACAACUACUACAGUGACACCUACGACUCCUACAGUGCCUACCACCACUACCACUGUGACACCACCAUCUACGACAACAGGAACUCCUAUAGUGCCUAGCACCACUACCACUGUGACACCGCCAUCUACGACAACAGAGACUUCCACUUCCAGCUCUACGACUACUACAGUGACGACCACGACUCCUACAGUGCCUAGCACCAUUACCACUGUGACACCGCCAUCUACAACAACAGAGACUUCCACUGCCAGCUCUACGACAAUGACUCCUACAGGGCCUACCACCACUACCACUGUGACACCACCAUCUACAACUACAGAGACUUCCACUGCCAGCUCCACGACUCCUAUAGUGCAUACAUCCACUACCACUGUGACACCACCAUCUACGACAACAGGAACUCCUAUAGUGCCUAGCACCACUACCACUGUGACACCGCCAUCUACAACAACAGAGACUUCCACUGCCAGCUCUACGACAAUGACUCCUACAGGGCCUACCACCACUACCACUGUGACACCACCAUCUACAACUACAGAGACUUCCACUGCCAGCUCCACGACUCCUACAGUGCCUACCACCACUACCACUGUGACACCACCAUCUACGACAACAGGAACUCCUAUAGUGCCUAGCACCACUACCACUGUGACACCGCCAUCUACGACAACAGAGACUUCCACUGCCAGCUCUACGACUACUACAGUGACGACCACGACUCCUACAGAGCCUAGCACCAUUACCACUGUGACACCGCCAUCUACAACCACUGAGACUUCCACUGCCAGCUCUACGACAAUGACUCCUACAGGGCCUACCACCACUACCACUGAGGCACCGCCAUCUACGACAACAGAGACUUCCACUGCCAGCUCUACGACUACUACUCCUACAGUGCCUACCACCACUACCACUGUGACACCGCCAACUACAACUACAGAGGCUUCGACUGCCAGCUCUACAACUACUACAGUGACACCUACAACUCCUACAGUGCCUACCACCAUUUCCACUGUGACACCGCCAUCUACGACAACAGAGACUUCUACAGUGCCUAGCACCACUACCACUGUGACACCACCAUCUACGACAACAGAGACUUCCACUGCCAGCUCUACGACUACUACAGUGACGACCACGACUCCUACAGAGCCUAGCACCAUUACCACUGUGACACCACCAUCUACAACAACAGAGACUUCCACUGCCAGCUCUACGACAAUGACUCCUACAGGGCCUACCACCACUACCACUGUGGCACCGCCAUCUACAACAACAGAGACUUCCACUGCCAGCUCUACGACAAUGACUCCUACAGGGCCUACCACCACUACCACUGUGGCACCGCCAUCUACGACAACAGAGACUUCCACUGCCAGCUUUACGACUACUACUCCUACAGUGCCUACCACCACUACCACUGUGACACCGCCAACUACAACUACAGAGACUUCGACUGCCAGCUCUACGACUACUACAGUGACAACCACGACUCCUACAGUGCCUACCACCACUACCACUGUGACACCGCCAUCUACAACUAAAGAGACUUCCACUGCCAGCUUUACAACUCUUACAGUGCCUACCACCACUACCACUGUGACACCACCAUCUACGACAACAGAAACUCCUACAGUGCCUAGCACCACUACCACUGUGACACCGCCAUCUACAACAACAGAGACUUCCACUGCCAGCUCUACGACCAAGACUCCUACAGUGCCUACCACCACUACCACUGUGACACCGCCAUCUACGACAACAGAGACUUCUACAGUGCUUAGCACAACUACCACUGUGACACCGCCAUCUACGACAACAGAGACUUCCACUGCCAGCUCUACGACUACUACAGUGACGACCACGACUCCUACAGUGCCUAGCACCAUUACCACUGUGACACCGCCAUCUACAACAACAGAGACUUCCACUGCCAGCUCUACGACAAAGACUCCUACAGUGCCUACCACCACUACCUCUGUGACACCGCCAUCUACGACAACAGAGACUUCCACUGCCAGCUCUACGACAACGACUCCUACAGUGCCUACCACCACUACCACUUUGACACCGCCAUCUACGACAACAGAGACUUCCACUGCCAGCUCUACGACUACUAUUCCUACAGUGCCUACCACCACUACCACUGUGACACCGCCAACUACAACUACAGAGACUUCGACUGCCAGCUCUACAACUACUACAGUGACACCUACAACUCCUACAGUGCCUACCACCAUUUCCACUGUGACACCGCCAUCUACGACAACAGAGACUUCUACAGUGCCUAGCACCACUACCACUGUGACACCACCAUCUACGACAACAGAAACUUCCACUGCCAGUUCUACGACUACUACAGUGACGACCACGAGUCCUACAGUGCCUACCACCACUACUACUGUGACACCGCCAUCUACGACAACAGAGACUUCCACUGCCAGCUCUACGACUAUGACUCCUACAGUGCCUACCACCACUACCACUGUGACACCGCCAUCUACGACAAGAGAGACUCCUACUGUGCCUACCACUACUACCACUGUGACAUCACCAUCUACGACAAAAGAGACUUCCACUGCCAGCUCUACCACUACUACAGUGACGACCACGACUCCUACAGUGCCUACCACUACUACCACUGUGACACCGCCAUCUACGACAACAGAGACUUCCACUGCCAGCUCUACCACUACUUCAGUGACGACCACGAAUCCUACAGUGCCUAGCACCACUACCACUGUGACACCGCCAUCUACGACAAAAGAGACUCCUACAGUGUCUACCACUGUGACACCGCCAUCUACGACAACAGAGACUUCCACUGCCAGCUCUACGACGACCACGGUGACGCCUACGACUCCUACAGUGGCUACCAACACUACCACUGUGACACUCCCAUCUACAACAAGGUUCACUGUGCACACGGGGCCCACUCUUAGUUCAACAACACCUGGAUCCCAGGUUGAAAACACAACAACACCAUCCUUUACUACAACACCCAAAUGUUUCUGCACAUACAAUAAUGUUACUUAUGCAGCAGGGUCAACAAUAUCAGGGUCAAUGAUAGGGUCAACGAAUGAUCAGUGCUAUAUUUAUUGCAACUCCUCCUGUAAUAUUGUGGAUAUUCCAUUCAGCACGACAGAUAAAUGCACUAUCAAAACGUGCAAAGGUGGACAAGUAAUCUCAGAACCUGUAAGAUGUGACCCUAUACCUGCAAUACCUAAAUGUUUUGACAGCGCGGAUCCUGUGAAGGUGUAUUAUAACAAUGGCUGCUGCUAUAAAUAUGAGUGUCAAUGUUCGUGCAUGACCUGGGCUGACACUCAUUACAGAACUUUUGAUGGGCAUUACUAUGGUAUCCAAGGAAACUGCACUCAUGUUUUGUUCCAAGAAAUCAUCCCAAAAUACAAUAUCAGUGUCGAUGUUAAAAACUAUUAUUGUGAUCCUAUAAAACAUCUUGCUUGUCCAGAGUAUGUGAUUGUGAAAUACAAAUCCUACAAUAUCACGCUGGCAAGCGACAAAAAUAAAGUGGUCCAUGUCUAUGUUAAUGAUGAAGAGAAGAAUCCAACAUAUAUAACCGAUAACAUCAUCAUCACCACUACUGACAUACAAGUGACUCUAAACAUCUCUGAAAUCAACACUCAGAUUAUAGUUAGUGCUUCAUACAUCCAAAUCACACUCCCAUUCUCCUACUUCAAUAAUAAUACGCGGGGAUCAUGUGGAUAUUGUGGCAACCACACCAUAAAUGAAUGCAGUUUUCCUAAUGGAACAAUUAACCAAACAUGUGAGAACAUGCGGAAGUUUUCAGUGGUCCCCACAGACUGUAUAAUAACUGAACCUACUGCGACAUAUCCAACUCCAACUACACCUCCACAUAUCUGUGAAAUCUUUAAGACCAAUGUGUUUAACAGCUGCCAUGAUGCCGUUGCCUACUGGGAAUAUUACGAGACAUGUAAACAUGACGUAUUCAGCGGAAAUGUAUCUCUUGCCUGUGCUAGUAUGGAGGCCUAUGCACAUUUAUGUGGCCAGAAAUCUAUCUGUGUGGACUGGAGGAGCUCACUUGUCCUCGAAGGGCUAUGUGAAUUCAAAUGUCCAAGUCCCAAAAUCUACAAUGCAUGUGGACCUAAAGUGGAAAAAUCCUGCAGUACAUCAUACAAUGAUAGGUAUACAGAGAAAGAAUGUCACAGCAGGGAUUGUAACCAAACGGUAGUGGAAGGUUGUUACUGUCCUGAUGGCCAAUAUCGGGUUAAUAUGACAUCAGAUAAGUGUACAACUUACUGCGAUUGCAUUGGCCCUGAUGGAUUACCUAGAAAGCCUGGGGACACGUGGACAUCUGAGUGUUUCUUGUAUAAAUGUGUAAAUCCUGGCAUUACUUCGAAAGAGCCAUUAAAGUGUCCAACUGAAAUGCCCUGUCCUGACGGAUAUAUAAAAACUGUUGUAAACUGCUGUCCAACUUGUGUUUGCAAUCUGGAACAAUGUCUUAUGAAGAAAUGUGAUGUGGGAUUUCAGUUAGGAUUAAAUAAAACUGCCAGUUCCUGUUCCUGCAUGCCUAAAGAUGUCUGUGUGUACAAUAACACAGAGUUCAAGGUUGGAGAAGUCCGCCAUUACACAUGUGAAACUAUUACUUGCCGUCAAAUUAACGGCUCCUUCGUGACUGAGAAGAGCUCUAAGAAGUGCACUUUCUUGGGGCAGUUUGACUGUAAACUUGGCUCUGAAUAUGUGAAACAAGAAGAAGAGUGCUGUGGAAGAUGUGUACCAAAGAACUGUACUUACACAGCAGACAACACCACAUAUAUGAUAAGGGUUGGAGAAGUCCGCAUGCACAAAUGUGAAAGUGUUACCUGUCGUGAAAUUGAUGGCUUGCCUGUGACUGAGAAGAGCACUGAGAAGUGCACUUACACCAGUUCACGUGACUGUAAACCUGGCUCUGAAUACGUGAAACAAGAAGAAGAGUGCUGUGGAAGAUGUGUACCAAAGAACUGUUCUUACACAGAAGACAAAACCACAUAUAUAAUUCCGGUUGGAGAAGUCCGCAUGCACAAAUGUGAAAAUGUUACCUGUCAUGAAAUUGAUGGCUCGCCUGUGAUUGAGAAGAGCACUGAGAAGUGCACUUACACCAGUUCACGUGACUGUAAACCUGGCUCUGAAUAUGUGAAACAAGAAGAAAAGUGCUGUGGAAGAUGUGUACCAAAGAAUUGUACUUACACAGCAGACAACACCACAUAUAUAAUUCGGGUUGGUGAAAAACUCAUUCAAAAAUGUGAAAGUGUUAACUGUCGUGAAAUUGAUGGCUUGCCUGUGAUUGAGAAGAGCACUGAGAAGUGCACUUACACCAGUUCACGUGACUGUAAACCUGGCUCUGAAUAUGUGAAACAAGAAGAAGAGUGCUGUGGAAGAUGUGUACCAAAGAACUGUACUUACACAGCAGACAACACCACAUAUACGAUGAGGGUUGGAGAUGUACGCAUUCAAAAAUGUGGAAGUGUUACCUGUGGUGAAAUUGAUGGCUCGCCUGUGAUUGAGAAGAGCACCGAGAUGUGCACUUACACCAGUUCACGCGACUGUAAACCUGGCUCUGAAUAUGUGAAACAAGAAGAAGAGUGCUGUGGAAGAUGUGUACCAAAGAACUGUACUUACACAGCAGACAACACCACAUAUAUAAUUCGGGUUGGAGAAGUCCGCAUGCACAAAUGUGAAAGUGUUACCUGUCAUGAAAUUGAUGGCUCGCCUGUGAUUGAGAAGAGCACUGAGAAGUGCACUUACACCAGUUCACGUGACUGUAAACCUGGCUCUGAAUAUGUGAAACAAGAAGGAGAGUGCUGUGGAAGAUGUGUACCAAAGAACUGUACUUACACAGAAGACAAAACCACAUAUAUAAUUCGGGUUGGAGAAUUCCGCAUGCACAAAUGUGAAAAUGUUACCUGUCAUGAAAUUGAUGGCUCGCCUGUGAUUGAGAAGAGCACUGAGAAGUGCACUUACACCAGUUCACGUGACUGUAAACCUUGCUUUGAAUAUGUGAAAGAAGAAAAAGAGUGCUGUGGAACAUGUAAACAAUAUUGCUGUAUUUACGAUGCACCAGACAAGACCACACCUAAACUCAAGGUUCAAGAGGAAUACAAGUUUAAAUGUACGACCGGUACCUGCAAAGAAGUUAAUGGCUCCCUUGCGAUUGUGGAGAGCAUUAAAACAUGCCCUUACAUUGAUCCAAAUGAAUGUGUGCCUGGAACAAUAAAAGAUGACACAGAUGGAUGUUGCCAGAUCUGUGAACACCGCAGCUGUGCUUCCGAGAAGAACAUCACCCGACUGGAUGUCAAAAAUUGUAAUUUCAUCAAAGAUGAUGAAGUUAAAUCCUGCACUGGCGACUGUACAUGUGUGAAUCGAUGUAUUCGAUGCACAUGAACGAUUUGAUGCACAGCGGUUCCUGCUGCCAGGAGGAGAAUUUCACCCUUCGACCGGAUAAGAUUAGAUCCUAAUUGACUGCUGAUUUGAACAUGACUCAAUAAUCUGACAUAUUACAAUUUCAAAAUAUAUAUCCAAUAAUGGAAAUGAUUUAAUAUGAUUGUUACAGUGCAUUAAUGGCUAUAGUUUCAUUUGGCUAAUAUUGCACCAUUAAUGUUUUUCUGUGUGGUUUGUUCUAAGGUAAGGUUAACUCUAGUCUGUUAUCUCACAGAAGGGAUCCUGGGUGUUUUUUCUUUUAUUUGUUACACUCUCUGGUAAUGCAUGAGAUAAUGAUGUACUUUUCUUUCCAAUGAACUGAAUUAAAAUCACAAUAAAGCAUAAUAAAGAGCAUC